GCCACUCUAUAAUCAAAUCCUUGCAGCAGUGAGAUUUAUGACAUAAAGAAAUCUGGAAAUGAAAACAGAUAAUAUAGUUAAUCAGAGUGAAAUGCCGGGUAAAAAAGCAAAUCUGGAUAUGCAUCAACAUCAAGCAGGUAGGGCAGAGUGGUUCAAAACUUCAAAUGGAAGCUUGUUGGAUCCCAUUUGGCUCCAAGAAUCCCGUGGCCACAGAAAUUCAUGGGGUCAAUUUUAUGAUCCAUAAAGACAACAUUCAAAUCCCUACAUACACACAGAUUUAGAAAAAGGACCUCAGCAAACAUAUUAUUAAAAGAAAAAGGAUUCCUCAUGCAGAAACUUUUGUAGUCUUUUUGGCAUAAAGUAUAAACUAACAAUAAAGUAGUCAUUUGCUUACAUAAAAUGAAGCUUCCAUACAUGUCCUGUGGUACUAAAUUACUGCUAACACCACUUUUUAUUAACUUUAAUACAAUAAAUGAAUGAUUGGUGAGAAAAAUUUGACAUUAUUUCACAUGUUGUUUUCAUUACUGAGUCAAUUUGUUGUAUAAAGUUGAGAUUCAAAGCAAGGAUUCAGAUAACUGGGUAGCAUACUUUGACUUUGCAACAAGUAAACCUAUUGAGCCCAGACCAGAUAGAAAUUCAGCAGCUAUGGCUUCUAUGACAAAAAAUUAGAGCCUUGGGGAAAAAACAUCUUACUACAGAAGAAUCAAUCAUUUGGAGAAGAACCCAGUUUAGAUUAUAGUCAGAAUCUUUGUCUUUGUUCUUUAGAUUGCAGCAGGGGCAUGAAAAGAUGGGGAAAACUGGUUGCACCAUAGAUGGUUCCCUUGAUGCUUCCAAGUUCAAUGAGCCGAUGCCAUGGAUUGGUGUUUAUAUUGCAGCAGCAUCUGCAGCUUGUGCAAUUGGCAUGGCCAUAGAUGCCUUUCACGGCAUACGUUACAGAAAGUUCUGGUUUCCUAGCAAGUUCUUCUCCCUCAAUGCAACAAGUCUUACUCUUCUGGCAGUGGCUACAAAACUAUCUGUUGAUUUGAACACAUCCAUGCCAAGGCCACAGGAUCAGCUGGCGAAACUAAGUAGCACGAUUUUGGUCUGCACGGUAAUGGCAAAUUUCAUGCCUUCUUUAGGAAUCAUGGAGAACAAAGAGCUUUUGGCUAACAUGGUGGCUUUGGGAAUUUUUGUCAUCACUGUCAUGGUGAACAUCUGUAUUGAAUUAGGUACGGGAGUUAUAUAUGUUUUCUGGAGAGAAUAUGCUGUGAAUCUUGCUAUCAUGCUUAUUUUGCUUGCUUUAAAGAUUUCUUCAGCUCUCACAAUUCCCACCACAAAGAAAUAUUUUGAAAUGAAGAGCAAGAAGAAGCUAAAACUGGCUAAGUUGGAAUGCAAUGACAAAUCUAAAAGAUGCCCAUCCCAAAAAUUACCUGAAAAAUUGAAAGAAGAUUUGACAAAAUACUGGAUGAUGGCACACACAUGUAACCCCCAAUUUGUGAUGGCACGCUUAGCAACAUGUAGUGCCUCAGGGGCAUUCUGCCUUAUUAGUACAGCUACUUUAGCAGAAGCCAUGAUCCGUUGUUUCUUCAUGCCCUCCCACUUCAAAUUUUGCGAAGGCAAUUCUGAUUACAAGUGGUCCACUACAUUGAUACUGAUAAUUCAAGCUAUAGCAAUUGGAAUAGGUACUGUGGCUCCAGCUUCAAGAUAUUUUGCAACCAUAAAUUUCAGGUGUCCCAAGAAAGCAAUGAAGGCCUGCAGGGACAAGUUUAAAAUGGAGAAAUACUGGACCGUCAUGUUCAUUCUAUUGAGAGAGAGCCCCCUAGAAUGGAGACUCUAUUCCAAGCAUGGAAGAAAGCUGGUGUAUACCGUUAAAGAUAAAGCCUUGGACUUGUGUGUCUAUUCUCAGAUUGGGGUGGUCUGGCUCAGCAAGCUAGUCCGGCUAAUUUCACUGAUGUUGAUAAUCAGAUUCCUUCUCGGCUAUCAGUCCUUUUUAAGGCUGAUCAGGUGGGUAAGAUCCGACAAUAGGUUCCAUGAACCAGAAUCAGACUCCCAGCAUAAUCCAAUGCAAGAACUUGGCCGUUUUGUAAUGAACCUCGAAGGGGAGGAAGAGUUUAUUGACAUGAUGAUGCAAAGGAAUUGUGAUGCUACAGGGCAUUGGAUCAGAAUGGGAAGAAAGGAUCAGCCAAAACAUGUAAUACGACUUUUAGAGAAGCUGUGCUCAUCAAGGGAGUUUGAGGGAGUGAACCGAUUCGACAGCGACCUGGUUCAUUCAUUAGAUUCUGACGAACCUCCCAACUGCUGGGCUCUUCCCGUGGUGACAUUAACAAGCAUCGCUGUUGCCCUUCCGAAUGUUGACCUGGAAUUGAAAAAGGAACUGAUACGCAGUGUACAUGAAGCACUGACAUACAUCAGGUUCAUAGAAAACAGCUUAGAUCCUAAGAAAGAAUUGACAAAUCUCAGGAAGGCAGCAGCUGCACUGUGGACAGGAAUUGAUCUCCACUACAAAUGGCUUGAUGUAGAUCUCCGCAAAAUCGCCCUCCAAAACAAAAUCCCAAAGGAAAUAUUUGAAGAGCUUGCAAAUGAAGCAAAGCAUCGGUACAAGGUGUUCCGGGAGAACGAUCCAUUAGCUUGUAUAAGAGAAAAUGCAGCUAACUGGCCAACCAAGGUCUUAAUUGCAAAUUCUAUGUACAGAAUUUGUCAGACUCUUUUGGUAAGUUCAAAAGGCAGAGAGUGGGAAAGCGGGAAGUUGGUGUUUGAUGAAUUGUCCACUAUGAUUGCAGAAAUCAUUGGGGCAUGCUUUACAAACUUGCAGUAUAUUAUCUCUGAGCAAAGCCAUCAAAGUUCCAUUGAAGAAAGGGAGGAUAGAACCCGGCAUUCCAUUCUUCUUCUGGGCAAAACAGAGAAGAUUCUGGAGAUUCUCGAGCAGCAAACGCUUCCAAGUUACAAGCCAGAUCAGUCACUGCACAUCGAUCAGUGGAGAUUGUUAAGCAGACGAAAAUCUCUUUUAGAAUCCAGUUCUUCUAUGACAGAUGACACAACUACUAGAAACUCCCCAGAUUUGUAUCUAAAUAUUGACUCAUAGGAUGCUUUUAACUUUUAUUUUUCAAUAUAAUACUACAAAAUUAUCAUCCACUAACUCUUUAUUUAACAAUCAAUAGUCAUUAUGAAUAUAUCCAAACUUUUUGUACUACAUAUAUCCAACGAGUAUCGUUUGGCAUGAAAUGAAAUCAAGA
Molecule: messenger RNA, 3212 nt
Organism: Oldenlandia corymbosa var. corymbosa
Lineage: Eukaryota; Viridiplantae; Streptophyta; Magnoliopsida; Gentianales; Rubiaceae
Source: the annotation of a GenBank genome assembly